AUGCCGAUCAAUCAACCAGCCAACGUCAUCAAGUUGACCAACGUCUCCGUCGUUCGGUACAAGCGCAGCGGCAAACGUUUCGAGGUUGCGUGCUACAAGAACAAGGUUCGGGAAUGGAGGACAGGAGUAGAGAAGGAUUUGGACGAGGUGCUUCAGAUCAAGAGCAUCUUUGUCAAUGUCUCAAAGGGGCAGACUGCUAGCAAAGAGGAUGUUGAAAAGGCGUUUCCCGGUUUGAAUACGGAUGAGGCGCUGCUUGAAGUGAGUUUGCGCUUGUGCCACCAUGCAAGGACCGAGAAUGUCUGCCCCCCUUUUCCCUUGCUGACCGGUGCAAACCUCUUCCCGCACGGAAUGGAUGGGGGGACGAUGAUAGAUAUUGAAAAAGGGCGAUUUGCAGGUGGGAGAGAAGGAACGCUCUCAUGAACUGAGCAACUCGUUCAGAGAGAUUGCGACUGGAGUGGCGGAAAAAUGUGUGGACCCCGGAUCCCAAAGACCUUAUACCGUCGGCAUCAUCGAAAAGGCCAUGCACGAUGCUGGGUACAGCAUCAAGACGGGCAGGAGCGCCAAACAGCAGGUGAGCAGAGUGUGCAUUCCCAUCUGGUCUCUAGUCGAUCUCGUUGCGCUGAGACGUGGCGGCUUGCUUCUCAUCCCAACCCGCGAAAGGUGUUGGACGUGAUCAAGCUGCUGCAAUCAUCCGACACGCUACCGAUCGAAAGGGCAAAGAUGCGCGUGAGGAUAACCAUGUCCAACAAGGAGGGCAAAAAGCUCAAAGAGAAGCUACUGCCGCUGGUGGAAAAGGUCGAGGAAGACGAUUGGACGGAAGAUUGGGAACUUGUGAGUUGCCUUCUUCGCUUCGCAAUCGACUGGGGGGGGCGGUCGUGCGCAGAGAAAGCAAGAAACAAGCCAAGGGAUGCGACUGUGUGCCAGUACUGACUCGAAACCUCUCACCACACUGACCAGAUCGCAUCGAUCGAUCCGGGAGCGUUGCGCCAGAUCAACGAGUUGCUGGAAAAUGAGACGAAAGGAAGAGGUCGAGUAGAGACGCUCAGCUUUUCCAGCAUUGCCGACGGAGACGAGGCGCUGGAAUGA
Molecule: messenger RNA, 1086 nt
Organism: Ceraceosorus bombacis
Lineage: Eukaryota; Fungi; Basidiomycota; Exobasidiomycetes; Ceraceosorales; Ceraceosoraceae
Source: the annotation of a GenBank genome assembly